Molecule: messenger RNA, 730 nt
Organism: Moneuplotes crassus
Lineage: Eukaryota; Ciliophora; Spirotrichea; Euplotida; Euplotidae
Source: the annotation of a GenBank genome assembly
AUGGGGUGCAGGUGGGAUGGGAGGUUGGGGAUUGGGACAUUAGGGAUUGAGUGUUUUGGUUGAGGGGGAUUAGGAUUUUGAGGGGUAUUUUGGAGCAGAUUUGAUGUGUUUGUUGUAGUAGAGAAGCCUGAAGUUAAUGAUCAGAGGUUAAGUCUGAAGAAAGCUCUUUGUGAUAAGAUUAAAACGAUUGAUAAAAUUGCAAAAGGAAAGUUCAAGACGACUCGAAAUAAGACAUUGAAUUUAAUUGAAAAGACACUUGAAAGCCCUGCACUAGAAUGAUGUAACAAUAAAAUACCAAUUCAAGAAAUUCAACACGAAAAGUUGCCAUUAAAUCUUUCUCCAAGAGACCUAUCUAUCUUAAAAGAUUUUACUCCAGAUAAACCCCGCACACUAAAAUCUUCGAAAAAGGAUGCGCUCAAAUCCUAUUUCAAAUCUCUCAAAAAGUGCAUCAGAGCUCAAGAACAACUGAGUUGUCAGCUAGAAGACACUCUGGCCACGAACAAGCUCCAAAUGGGCCAUACCAAAAUCUCUGCUGAAGAGAACCAAGGACAGUCACUCAUCCCUGCAGAACUGCUCAACCCUCGCUUGCAGCGUAAUUUCAACAGCAAGAUAAAAUUCUGGUGCAAUGAAGAAAGAUUCAAUCUGCCUCUGAAUGUGAAGACUCAGGCUGACUUCUCCAAGUAUCAUUCUGUGGCUAACCAAAGAUUCAGCUAACCAAUUUCAAUUUUAA